Messenger RNA from Amyelois transitella, 318 nucleotides. RefSeq lists its product as uncharacterized. Gene Ontology annotation, molecular function: protein binding. The record is from RefSeq and is a predicted model, not a curated record. Bases 1 to 306 code for a protein of 101 amino acids. NCBI's taxonomy places the organism in Eukaryota, Metazoa, Arthropoda, Insecta, Lepidoptera, Pyralidae. The transcript is spliced from 4 exons.
AUGAUAUUUAAAAAGGUUUUUACAAGUUUGAUGAUUCUCGGGUUUGCGGCAGAAGUGUGGUCUCACGUAGAAAUAGAAGCAGAAGAUUAUUUCUUUCCUUUGGAACCGGUGAUAAAUUUUUGCAAAAUGGCCGACCAAUGUCAGCACGAUUUCGUCCCAAUCUGCGGGCAAGACUCCCUGGGUAUAACGAGAAUGUUCAACGAUAAUUGUGACCUGUAUGAGUAUAAUUGCGACGAGAAGAAACAAUACCGCCAUGUAAAAAUGGAUGUUUGUAAAUACGAAGCGGCCGCUGCGGAAAACGAGUGAAGUAAAAUAGAG